GGAGUAAUACCUUAUAUUGCACCAGAAAUAUUUAAAGGUGCUGCAUUUUCUCAAAAAUCUGAUAUAUAUAGUUUUGGUAUGAUAAUGUGGGAACUUACAACAGGUUGUAAACCUUUUGCUAGUGUUGAACAUGAUCAUAAUCUCAUCUUUAAAAUUCUUGAUGGAGAACGACCUAAAAUUACAGAAGAUACUCCUGAAUGUUAUGCCGAUUUAAUGAAAAAAUGUUGGGAUUCUAAUCCUUCAAAAAGACCAACUAUUGAUAAAAUC
This is a messenger RNA of Rhizophagus irregularis DAOM 181602=DAOM 197198, 267 nucleotides long. Lineage: Eukaryota; Fungi; Glomeromycota; Glomeromycetes; Glomerales; Glomeraceae. The record is from RefSeq and is a predicted model, not a curated record.